Molecule: messenger RNA, 1458 nt
Organism: Pelodiscus sinensis (Chinese soft-shelled turtle)
Lineage: Eukaryota; Metazoa; Chordata; Testudines; Trionychidae
Source: RefSeq, a predicted model, not a curated record
UCUUUCUAUUUAACUCUGUUAGGUGUUCAUUGCCCAGUCCAGAGCUUCUGGAAGUCACCGAGAUGUUGAAGAUGAAGAGCUUACACGAAUCUUUGUUAUGAUACCGAAAUCCUAUACAGAGGAAGAUCUGAGGAGUAAAUUUAAGGUGUACGGAGACAUUGAAUAUUGUAGCAUUAUUAAGAAGAAGGCUACAGGAGAAAGUAAAGGUUUGGGCUAUGUGAGAUAUUUAAAACCAUCCCAAGCUGCCCUGGCAAUAGAAGAGUGUGAUCGAAGUUACAGGGCCAUUUUGGCUGAACCUAAAAACAAGCCAUCUGAAUCCUCUGAACGUGAAUUUUACAGUAACAGCACUAGUAUGAGACAGGAACCAAUGGGGCAUGAACCCAGAGGGAAUGUGUUUCCCUUUGAAGGCCAGCCAGAAUUUCGUAGUUUUGAAAAGAGUCAGACGAGAGUUCGAGAAUCCGUUUCCAAAUGCCUGUCAGUGGUAUCACGGCUUCCCUUCAUACAAGAGCAGCUGUUCUUCCUCUUUGAUCUAAUCCCAGGACUGGAAUAUUGUGAUGUUCAGCAAGAUCCUCAUACUAAUCAUGGGCAUGCUAUAAUUCAGUAUACUACUGCAGCAUCGGCUAUAUAUGCCAAAUACAAGCUACAUGGGUUUGAAUAUCCUCCUGGAAAUCGACUAGGUGUAAAUUUCCUUGAAGAUGGAAGCGAUGGAUCAGACCACAUCAGAAAAAUGGCAACACAACUGGUGACUUCACAGAUGUCAUCAAUAGUGUCACAUAAUAAUCUAGCUGGUCAGCAAUAUACAUCAUCUCCCCAAACAGAUGCUGUACUUCCAUCACGCAAAAAAAAGGCUCCACACGAGACUUCUGUGAGAGAAAGGCUUUUCAUAGUGUUUUAUCCUCAUCCCUUACCUGUAAAUGUGUUGGAGGAUGUAUUCUGUCGGUUUGGACAUCUUAUAGAAGUUUACCUGGUAACAGGAAAAAACGUGGGAUAUGCGAAGUUUGCAGACAGAACAAGUGCCAGUGAUGCCAUAACUGCAUUACAUGGCAAGACGGUGAAUGGUGUCAGGCUUAAAGUAAUGUUGGCAGAUUCACCUGCAGAAGAAUCUAACAAACGUCAAAGAACUUAUUGACUCGGUGGAGCAGACACUAAAUAAUGACAUGACCCUCAGCUGACUGACUGAAAACCUGACUAGAGACAGUUCCUGUGGACAGUGACAGCUCUUUGUACUGGUAGCUGAAGUUUGUGUAAAAACCUCUUUAUUUUUAAAACCUCCCAGAAUACAGUAUGUAGUUUAAAUCCACAAUUCGACAAUGUUUAAAUUAUAAACUGAUAGUUGUUCUAGCAGUCUGUCAUUCUGUAUUAGCAAAAUAAAAUUCUUUGUUUAAAUCAUGCCUCUAACAUGAACAUUUUAAAGAUGGAGAAAAAAUAAAUGAGGCAACAUUAAUGGUUUGCUUACUA